Malassezia vespertilionis is the source of this 540-nucleotide messenger RNA. RefSeq lists its product as uncharacterized. The transcript is spliced from 2 exons. NCBI's taxonomy places the organism in Eukaryota, Fungi, Basidiomycota, Malasseziomycetes, Malasseziales, Malasseziaceae. The coding region runs from base 1 to 540 and encodes 179 amino acids. The record is from RefSeq and is a predicted model, not a curated record.
AUGGACGAGGAGGAUGAAGAUUGGCUCGCGUCGGACCAGGAGAAUGAUGCGCAGGAACGGAGGGGCCAGACAGAGAUGGAACAGCGCGACCGUUUGAAAAUGCAGAAAGACUUUUACAACAUGGGCUACCGCGAAGGACUCGACGAAGGCAAGAUGGAGGCGAUUCAAGCUGGAUUUGACCAGGGCUACAACGAGACUGGCGUGCCUAUUGGCAGUGUGCUUGGAGAGCUGCGUGGAGAGGCAGACGCAGUAGCGUUCCUCCUUGCCGAGCGUUCCUAUGGCAAGGAGCUUGGCGGCACUCAGCACGACGCGCGCGAAAAGCUCGCAGCACUGCGCGCCACACUCGCGCACGCUACAUUGGACGACCUCGCUGAACCUGACUGGGAUAUAGUAGAGCACGAGCUUGCACACCACUCUGCGGAAGACGCACCGACCGCCUUGGCCAAGAUGCAGCAGGCGUACAAUGCACGGCCAGACUUGCUUUCGCAGUACAAAAUCGAACUUGCCGAACUAAUAGUGACCCUCUUGCCGCAAUUGUAA